This is a messenger RNA of Ficedula albicollis (Collared flycatcher), 2738 nucleotides long. It is a transcript of the gene PGGT1B, whose product is annotated as protein geranylgeranyltransferase type I subunit beta. The record is from RefSeq and is a predicted model, not a curated record. The coding region runs from base 1289 to 2248 and encodes 319 amino acids. NCBI's taxonomy places the organism in Eukaryota, Metazoa, Chordata, Aves, Passeriformes, Muscicapidae. Gene Ontology annotation, cellular component: CAAX-protein geranylgeranyltransferase complex. The transcript is spliced from 8 exons. Gene Ontology annotation, biological process: protein geranylgeranylation. Gene Ontology annotation, molecular function: CAAX-protein geranylgeranyltransferase activity.
UCACCACCAUUUUUUCUGUGGUCUUACUGUUUGUGGUUCUAAUGAAGAACCUCAUGCAGAAAUUGGGUGUCUGUGGAGGCUCCUGCCACAUCUGCCUCUUCAGAGGUACCCACUACUGGUGGCCAAGGUGGCUCACCAGUUUGUGAGGUAAUUAUGAGUUAAAACUUAAUCUCAUAAGGAAGGUUGGUAUCAACUGUUGAUUUUCCUUGGCAUGCUGAAUUAUAGUUUCUGCAUGUGUAACAGUUGUUUCAGAAUCCAUCAUCUUAUCUGGUGUAAGGAGAACAAGAAUUUCUAGAAGGAUCAGCAGACAAGCGUGGGUGGCAAAAUAUACAUCCAGCUAAUUUUAGUCUGAGUCAGAAUGUCCAAGGUACCAUUACAUGAGCAUUUUCUUUCAUAGGAAGUUCUCCCAGGCUCCUAACCCGGUGCUGUUGCUUUGGUGCUCUGUCAGAGUAAGUAAUGCACUGUUGCAGGGCCAUGCCCUGUUUGGCUGCAAUGGUUUGUGCUAAAACAAACUCAGCAAAGAAGGUGUUAGCAGGUAUGAUAGCACACAUUCAUGGAAGGAAACAAGUUGGAGAGAAGGACAUUCAGCAUGCUAGCUACUCCACUGCUCUGUUGGAUACUUGAUUGUUGGAUGCUUAAUUUUAGGUGUUUAAGUAAGGUAGUCAUCUAGGCUGCUUUACACCCAAGGACCAGAAAUAUGUACCUGUAGAUGUUAAUUCAUCCUAUAUGCCUAUUUAUGCUCUGUUUGCUUACAAAGUAUGCUUUGCUGUUUGACAUUGACAUCUAAGCAUCUGAAAUUGGGUUUGGGACACAAUGAGAGGCAGCUUUCUAUAUUUGUUACCUUGCAUAUGCACCUAAUGCAUGUUUAGGGGAUUGUUCACGUAAGAAUUCUUCACAGAGAGCUAGUGCUCCUUAUGUUAAUUCCAUAGCCUAGUUUACUUUGUAGUGGGUUGUUUUGUUGGGCUUUUAUUUUGAGUAAACAGGUGCUUAGGUAAAUUUUUAAUUGACAUAUCAUUAUUGUAUAAAAGGAAGGGCAGUUUAUAUGAAAAACCUUGUCGAGGCAGAGGAAUGUUUCCAGUACAAAGAACAUUAUUUUGUCCAGUAGAUGACUUUCAUGUAUUCUAAGCUAGGCUCUAUGUUGCACCACUGUCAAAGGCUGAGAAUUCAUAGAUGUAUCUGUUGCUUCAACUAUUUGUUAAUUUCCCCAUGAUAUUUAUGGUGGGAAGUGUAAGUCUUAUCUUUUUCUUUUAGGUUGACAAUUGCAUUUUUCGCACUCUCUGGUCUGGAUAUGUUGGAUUCCUUAGAUGUGGUGAACAAAGAUGAUAUAAUAGAAUGGAUUUAUUCCCUGCAGGUCCUUCCCACAGAAGACAGAUCAAACAUGAAUCGCUGUGGAUUCAGAGGUUCUUCAUAUUUAGGGAUGCCAUUCAAUCCCUCCAAGGGUCCAGGUAUAUCUCAUCCCUAUGACAGUGGGCACAUAGCAAUGACUUACACAGGACUAUCAUGUCUGGUUAUUCUUGGAGAUGAUUUAAGUCGGGUUAAUAGGGAUGCCAUACUGGCGGGACUGAGAGCUCUCCAGCUGGAGGAUGGAAGUUUCUGUGCAGUGCUGGAAGGAAGUGAGAAUGAUAUGAGGUUUGUGUACUGUGCUUCCUGUAUCUGCUACAUGCUUGAUAACUGGUCAGGCAUGGAUAUGAAGAAAGCAAUAGACUACAUUAGAAGAAGUAUGUCUUAUGAUAAUGGCCUGGCACAGGGAGCUGGACUGGAAUCUCAUGGUGGCUCUACAUUUUGUGGUAUUGCAUCACUGUGUUUGAUGGGCAAACUGGAGGAAGUUUUUUCAGAAAAGGAACUGAACAGAAUUAGAAGAUGGUGUAUAAUGAGGCAACAGAAUGGCUACCAUGGACGACCCAACAAACCUGUGGACACUUGCUAUUCCUUUUGGGUGGGAGCAACAUUGAAGCUCUUGAACAUAUUCCAAUAUACAAAUUUUGAGAAAAACCGAAAUUACAUCCUGUCAACUCAAGACCGCCUUGUUGGUGGAUUUGCCAAGUGGCCAGACAGCCAUCCAGAUGCUUUACAUGCCUAUUUUGGGAUCUGUGGUCUGUCAUUAAUUGGAGAAUCUGGUAUUUGCAAAGUUCAUCCUGCCCUGAAUGUAAGCACAAGAGCAUCAGAGCGUCUUCACCACCUUCAUCAGAUCUGGAAAACACGGACUUUAAACAGCGUUCAGAUGGCACACACCUCUCUACAUGACUGAUUUAGACUUGAAUUUAGUUCUGGUAGCAUAAUUGUAGCCCAGGGUUAAAAGCCAUGCAUAACCAAUGUGCUCUUUUAAGUGCUGGAGUCAUACAAUCAGAUCUGUGUUGCUGGCAUCACUUUGAUAUAGGGAGUUGCCUUCAGCAGGUUAUUCUGCAUUGUGAAAAGGGGAAUAUUUUGUUUAUAUAGAAGUUUGUCACCGCAGACUGUAAAUGGCUUUUCAGAUGGCUUUACUUCUAAGAAAUCCCUUGAGGCAUUUAAACUUCAUUUUAAUUUUAUUUUUUUAAAUUUGUGCAUACUGUGUCAAACUAUAUAAUGGGGAGUAUUUUCAAAACUGUUUACAUAUCAUACAGUAUAGCACAGAACAUUGAAGUUCUUUAUAAUCUUACUGUUUGACAUAUUUUUGGGUAGAGAAUCUCUCAUAUUAAGUCUCAGUUAAAAGUUACCUAUUAUCAACUUUCAGAUUCCAUAAACUUUGUUUUUCACGAACA